This is a messenger RNA of Sapajus apella (tufted capuchin), 782 nucleotides long. Its product is annotated as KHDC3-like protein. NCBI's taxonomy places the organism in Eukaryota, Metazoa, Chordata, Mammalia, Primates, Cebidae. Gene Ontology annotation, molecular function: RNA binding. The coding region runs from base 5 to 571 and encodes 188 amino acids. Gene Ontology annotation, cellular component: protein-containing complex; apical cortex. The transcript has a single exon. The record is from RefSeq and is a predicted model, not a curated record.
AGCAAUGUCAUUCCAGGUGCUCGGUCAGCUCCCCAAGCAGUUCUACUGGUUCCACUCUGAGUUUCUGAAGAAUCCGAAGGUAGUUCACCUGGAGGUUUGGCUGGUGGAAAAGAUCUUCGGCAGGGGCGGAGAGUGCAUCCUGCAAGUCCAGGGUCUGUCCCAAAUCCUGAUUCAUGUGAAUCACUUGGACCCCAGCGGCGAGGCUGAGAUCUUGAUAUUUGGGAGGCCUUCUUACCAGGAGGACACCAUCAAGAUGAUCGUGAACUUGGCUGGCUAUCACCACCAGCUCCAGGCGAAAGGCUCAGAAAAGACCCUCGCCCAGGAUGUAGCCACUCAGAAGGCCGAAACCCAGCGGUCUUCAAUAGAAGUCCGGGAAGCCGGGACUCAGCGUUUGGUAGAGGUUCGGGAGGCCGGGACCCAGCGUUCGGUGGAGGUCCUGGAGGUCGGGACACAGGGUUCUCUGGUGGAGGUGUGGGAGGCCGGGACCCAGCAGUCCCUCAAGGCUGCCAGUGAGUUGGGGACCCAGCGAUCUCCCGAAGCUGCCAGCAAGGCAUGGACCCAGUGGUUUUAGGAGAUGCCCGGGACCCAGUUACUAGGUUAUGUAGGCAUUUCAGGCCCUGGAACCAGAGCCAGUCAUGGGUUAAGUGGAAGCCCAAUACACUUAAGCCCCAGAAUGUGGGGUUGGGGAUGGGGGAAUGAUGAUGUGAAUUGUUUUUGUUUUACCCCUUCUGUUGAAUGGUUGCAAACACAAACUUGAGUUCUAAUAAAGAAUUGCAUUUCUA